GGGUGGCCGACGCCCUACGGCUCCGCGCCUCCGCUGGCCUCAGCUUCCACUGGGCAGCCGGCCAAUGGAGAUUAGGAAGUGGCUGCCUGAAGUAUUUUCCAAAGGAUAAACAUUACAAAGUAUUGGAUACACCAGUUCACCAAGAAGAUCCUAUUGGUUUGGGGUAAAUGGAAAAAUAUCCUCAGGAGCACAACUUCCAGCAGCCAUAAGGGAUGCUGCUUCUUGGAGGCCAUCUGAAGCGAGCUCCUCCUCAGAAGAUUUUGUGUGGGUUCUGUGCCAUGAUGGGGAAACUGCAAAGCAAACUCAGACACAGCACUUACAAGUACAGCAGGCCUGAUGCAAUUAGAGAAGAGAGAAUUCAAACUACAGCUUUCCCCGAGUAUAGCCCAGCUCACGUGGAUACCGUCUCUGUUGUUGCUGCUCUGAACUCGGACCUUUGUGUCUCCGGAGGAAAAGAUAAGACAGUUGUGGCCUAUAACUGGAAAACUGGAAAUGUGGUGAAAAGGUUCAAAGGACAUGAACGUGAGAUCACCAAGAUAGCCUGUAUUCACACAUCAAACCAAUUCUUCAGCGCCUCUCGGGACAGGAUGGUCCUGAUGUGGGACUUGCAUGGUUCCUCACAGCCAAGGCAGCAGUUCUCGGGCCAUGCCAUGGUGGUCACCGGAGUGGCUGUGAGUCCAGACUCAUCACAGCUCUGCACUGGCUCUCGGGACAACACCGUCCUUCUGUGGGAUGUGGGGACUGGACAGUGUAUGGAGAGAGCGUCAGUCUCCAGGAACCUGGUCACUCACUUGUGUUGGGUCCCCAGAGAACCAUAUGUACUACAGACUUCUGAAGAUAAGACCAUCAGAUUAUGGGAUAGUCGGGGGCUGCAGGUGGCUCAUAUAUUUCCUACAAAGCAACACAUUCAGACCUACUGCGCGGUCAGUGAGGAUGGACACAGGUGUAUCUCCUGCAGCAGUGGCUUUGGAGGUGAAGGCUGUGAAGCCACGUUGUGGGACCUAAGACAGACGCGGAACAGAAUAUGUGAGUAUAAGGGGCAUUUCCAGACUGUUGCAUCCUGUGUCUUUCUACCAAGAACAUUGGCCUUGAUGCCUGUAAUUGCUACCUCAUCACAUGACUGUAAGGUGAAGAUUUGGAACCAAGAUACUGGAGCCUGCCUGUUCACCUUGUCUCUGGAUGGAUCAGGACCUUUGACUUCCCUGGCUGUUGGCGACACCAUCUCCUUACUGUGUGCAAGUUUCAGCAGAGGAAUUCACUUGCUCAGAGUGGACCGCAGCCGAGGGCUGGAACUGCGGGAAGUGGCAGCAUUCUGAGGCCAAGAGACAUUUGCUGGACAAUAUCAAACCAUGACCCUUCCUUUCUCAGUGUGGCUUUGCUUUUCCAUGUUAUCUUCAGGGGAGGGAGAUGUGGGGCUGGUGUGCUUUGCUUAGGUUUACUUAGAAGGUAUAUCAGUGUUAGAAGUCAAUUUGAGGCCAGUGGUUCCAAAUCAGGUGCAGUUUAAAAACAUGGACUAAACAUAAGGUUCUCAAUCUAAGUUAAAUCCAAACGCAAGUUUUAGUGAGUUACUGGGACUGCUUUUCCC
Molossus molossus (Pallas's mastiff bat) is the source of this 1585-nucleotide messenger RNA. It is a transcript of the gene WDR31, whose product is annotated as WD repeat domain 31. NCBI's taxonomy places the organism in Eukaryota, Metazoa, Chordata, Mammalia, Chiroptera, Molossidae. The record is from RefSeq and is a predicted model, not a curated record. The coding region runs from base 213 to 1316 and encodes 367 amino acids. The transcript is spliced from 12 exons. Gene Ontology annotation, molecular function: protein binding.